Penaeus monodon (black tiger shrimp) is the source of this 1086-nucleotide messenger RNA. RefSeq names its product translation initiation factor eIF-2B subunit beta-like (gene eIF2Bbeta). The record is from RefSeq and is a predicted model, not a curated record. Gene Ontology annotation, cellular component: eukaryotic translation initiation factor 2B complex. NCBI's taxonomy places the organism in Eukaryota, Metazoa, Arthropoda, Malacostraca, Decapoda, Penaeidae. Gene Ontology annotation, molecular function: guanyl-nucleotide exchange factor activity; translation initiation factor activity. Gene Ontology annotation, biological process: translational initiation.
CCAAGAAUUGAUAUCACUGCAAGGGGAGAGCAAAAUUCACAAUGAUGAAGUGAUUAUGACUUGUGGGAUGUGCCCUAUGGUUUUAGCCUUCCUCACAAAAGCAGCAAGAAGAAGGAAGUUCCAUGUUAUUGUGGCUGAAUGUGCACCCAAGUAUGAUGGUCACAAGAUGGCAAAAUGCUUGUGUACAGCUGGCAUCCAGACAACACUUAUUCAGGAUUGUGCUAUCUUUCCCAUGAUGUCUCGUGUCAACAAGGUCAUCAUUGGAACGCGCACUGUUCUAAGCAAUGGUGGCAUCAAGACAUUUGUUGGUGCUGCUACAUUGGCUUCUGCAGCAAAAUUUUAUUCUGUACCUCUCUAUGUUUGUACACCAACAUACAAGUUCAGCCUUGUAGCGUGUGAAGAAGUGAACCACUAUAACAGUGGCAAUCUUGUAGUCCCUCCCAGUGCCAAUCUGCCUCCUUCAGUUGAUGUGGCAGUAGCUCAGUUUGAUUAUGUUCCACCUGAGAAUGUUACUAGCUUUAUCACAAACAACCGUGGCAUUGCUCCAGCCUAUGUGUACCGGCAGUUAAGCGAGCUCUACCAUCCAACGUCAUAUGACCUUUAGAAAUAUGGUAUGUUGAUAAAUUAUACAUUCAUUUUUAUAAUGAAUGUGUGAUUAUUUUUCAAACCUUGUUAGCUUACUAAAUUUACAUGAAAAGGCAAGUUUGUCAAAAUUGAUAUUAGAAUCUUGAAAGCUUAAAUUUUUUGAUUUGCCUAAUCAUAAAUAUACUGUACAAUUUCAUUUCCUUCUGAUAUGUAAUUAACUUCAGAUUACCAAGUUUAGUUAAUUUCAUUUGUCCAGCAAUUUUUUUUCAGAUUUGCUAUAUGUAUAAGUCUAUUCAUAGUUUUUCCCCUUUAUAUUUGAUUUGACAUUGUUUGAGAAAAUCAAUUUGAUAGCAAACAAGGAAAAAUGUAUUUUUGUGUCUGUUACAUGGUAGGAAAGUGGGUAAAAAAGAAGAUAUUGGAAAUGUCUGUUAGUGCUGUGAAGUGAUGAAUUACAUCUUUGUAUUUUUUACAGAAAUAAUAAAAAAGUAUCCAUAAAAUAUA